AUGGCCUGCCCACCACCUCAUUGCCCUUCGUCUGGCCCGUCUUGCUUCCUCGUUCUCUCACUGCUAGCCGUCGCGACGAAUUCGCCUCCUGCACGUCGCCUCUCGCCUGGCAUGUAUACGCCCGAUCACGAUCCUCGCCACGCCAACGAUAGCCCCCUCUACCUUGAUGACGAGCUUGAACUCGACUAUGGAACCCCACAACUCCCGACUUGUGAUACUCCUUGUGCUAGGGGGAGUCCGUUUCAAGACAGCUGCCUACCGUUGCUUCAACUAAAUAACUGGGAUCCGGCCUUUCGAGACGAUGAACUUGAUCCAACGUGUAUUCACUACGAUAUCGAGUGGAAGCUUCAACUCAAAAAGGGCAGGCUGUCCAAGCUGGUCGAGAUUACAGAAGAGAACCUUACUCUUGCUCCCGGUGCCUACUGGGACAAGUUUCUGAGCGCCGAGUUAGCGGCGACCGUGAAGGACAAGCUCCCCGAGCCGAGAUACGAACCCGACGAGACCACCGUUGUUGUGAGCGUAGAGAAACGUAGCGAACGUAACAUGAGAAAGCGAUUUAAUGGCCUCAUCGUCGACUGGAAGACGGUAGAAGAUAAAUUGAGAAGCUGGGCCCCUCUUUUCCGCGAAGGUAACAAGCUAAGGAUUUACAUUUCCUUCGUUUACAAAGAGAUCAUCCAGCCAACAGCCGUGGCUACACGGAGUCGCGGUCGUGGGGCUACGGGCCGGCAGCUCAUCGCCAGAGACCAGCUGCUUGCCGAUCAGGAAGAGACGACCGGCUCUCGUCCAAUAUGGAAAGAGGUAUACGAGCUUCUGCACUGCACAGGGGUUCCAUGUGUAAACUCGCAAUUUUAUUGCUGGCGUGAUCCAGAGAGCAAGAAACAUUACAAACUUGACACUAGCAUUCUGGGGAUGCUCGUUGACUUUGCUGAGGAAGGAAAUCUUCUGAGGACACACGAUGACGUACCUGAGAAUAUUCGACAGGUGAUCUAUAAGCACGAAGAGGAGAGUUCGGAGCGAAGGAAACUGAAGCGAAAGAGAUCUGAUAGUUCGCCUCCAAUCAAUAUCCACGUCACCUGUCCUGGAUAUCCCGGCCAGCAUUCAGGGGAUAUUUUUGCUAGGCCCAAUGUAGAAGCGCGAGGAGAAGCGCAGGAGUCGGUGCUGCUCUCUCGGAAUCGACCAGUUGACCUUGUAAUUCCCAUGCGGAGAAAUAAGGCUCUGGAAAAAUACCACGAAUGGCAACAGGAUCAAGUGGACAGCCCGCGUUGGCAGCAGAGCAUUCAACAUGCCUACGAAAUCACAAGGGAGGCAUGUCUCGAUCUCAAGCAUGUCCAUACCAAAGUCGGUAUCGAGUUUUACACCGACAAAGGAGUCCAGUUGGGCGUUGCGCUAUCGUUCAUCAACGAUGUUCCACGUUGGGUUGAAGAAGCUUUAGGGUAG
This is a messenger RNA of Fusarium keratoplasticum, 1437 nucleotides long. RefSeq lists its product as uncharacterized. The coding region runs from base 1 to 1437 and encodes 478 amino acids. The record is from RefSeq and is a predicted model, not a curated record. NCBI's taxonomy places the organism in Eukaryota, Fungi, Ascomycota, Sordariomycetes, Hypocreales, Nectriaceae. The transcript has a single exon.